AUGCGAUCAAAUCAUUUUGUUGUUUUAUUGCCCCUACCAACUGGUAAAAGAAAAUUGGCAAAGCAUAGUUUAACCUUGGUGUCUAAUCUUCCGAAUAUUGUGGCUGAACAACCUUCUUCACAAAAAGCAGUGAAAAAAAAUCGUGUGGUUCGAAAAUCAAUAACAUCCUACUUCAGUCAAAACUUGCCAGAGACUGGUGAAUCUUCAAAAUCUCUUAUCGAACCAUCCAAAUCUACUGUUGAACAACCUACUGAAAAUAAAUCUGACGAAAAGGUUGUGGAAGUUGAUCAUAUCCUUGAAGCUGAUGUGAUUAAUAUGAUGAAUACUGAUGAUUCAGUAAAUGAUGGUGCUUUACAAUUUCCUGAAGUGAACAAUGAGAACAUUGAUUCAUUUGAUUUAGGAAAUUUGGUGAACAAUGUUGCAAAAAUGAAGGUCACUAAAAAAUUAGCUUUUUUAAAUUCUGUUUGGAUGCCUGAUAAAAACUUUCAUUACCCAACCUCAAAUCGACGUUUCAUUCAUUCUUGGUUGACUUCUUAUCCAUGGUUAUGUUACUCAAAAAUCCAUGAUGGGGCAUUUUGCAUAAAUUGUGUGAUGUUCCAUAAUAACUCACAAAAUGUUGGGAAAAUGGAAAAAUUGUGCAAGGAACCAUUAAGAGAUUGGAAAAAUGCGAAGGCUUUACUUGAAAAACACCACCAUAAAUCUCCACAUCAUAAAAAUUUUAAAGCUACAAUGGCAUCAACAGACACCAGAAUUGAUAGGCAGCUCAACAAUAUUGUGCAUGUACAAAUUACGAAAAAUCGUGUUGUAUUGAAGUCAUUGAUCAAGAUUCUCAUUACAAUGGCUCAACAAUGUAUUUCGUUAAGAGGUCGUGAUGAGACAGAUCCAACUGCACAAUUUCAAUCUAAAGAGAAUGUAAUGAGCAACUUGAAUCCUGGUAAUUUUCUGGCUUUUGUGAAACUAGCAGUAGAGUUGGAAUGCCCUGCUUUGAAGGAACACAUGAGUAACUGUGCCAAAAAUGCUACUUAUUUGUCAAAAACUAUUCAAAAUGAACUCCUAUCUCUUAUUGCAAAAAACAUUGUCACCCAGGUAGUUGCACAAAUAAAACGAUCUAAAUAUUUCUCUGUUCUUGGCGAUGAGGCAGUAGAUAUAAGCAACAAAGAACAGAUGCCAGUUGUGUUGCGAUAUAUUGACAGUAAAGAUGAAAUUAGAGAAACAUUUUUAGAGAUGGCAGAAUGUAAACUUGGUUGUUCUGGUAAAGGGCUGUCAAAUACUAUAAUUGAUGCUGUGGAGCAAAACAACUUGGGCAUGAAUGAUUGUAGGGGACAAGGCUAUGAUGGAGCAGGUGCAAUGGCUGGAAAAUGUUCAGGAGCAUCCACAUUGAUUAAGAGCAAAUUUCCCAAAGCCAUUUAUGUUCAUUGUGCAUCUCACAGGUUGAACCUAUGUGUUGCAGCUGGCUGUAAGCUCCCCAUGGUUGCUGAUAUGAUGUCACAGUUUCAAGCAGUGGAAGGACACUAA
Hydractinia symbiolongicarpus is the source of this 1515-nucleotide messenger RNA. RefSeq names its product zinc finger MYM-type protein 1-like. The record is from RefSeq and is a predicted model, not a curated record. Bases 1 to 1515 code for a protein of 504 amino acids. The transcript has 3 exons. NCBI's taxonomy places the organism in Eukaryota, Metazoa, Cnidaria, Hydrozoa, Anthoathecata, Hydractiniidae.